Adelges cooleyi (spruce gall adelgid) is the source of this 2253-nucleotide messenger RNA. It is a transcript of the gene gbb, whose product is annotated as protein 60A. The transcript has 6 exons. Gene Ontology annotation, cellular component: extracellular region. Gene Ontology annotation, molecular function: cytokine activity; growth factor activity. Gene Ontology annotation, biological process: SMAD protein signal transduction; BMP signaling pathway. The record is from RefSeq and is a predicted model, not a curated record. Lineage: Eukaryota; Metazoa; Arthropoda; Insecta; Hemiptera; Adelgidae. The coding region runs from base 213 to 1484 and encodes 423 amino acids.
CUAAUCAAUUCGCGGGUUUAUACAAAGAGUUAUUUUUUAUUUUAUUAUUGUAUUGUUAGUAUCUGAUAGCCAUUAUUAUUAUUAUUAUUGUCUUUUUUUUUUUUUUGUAUCAGUGACUAUAGAUGCUCGAGGCUGAUCCCGGAUUAAUUAAUUUUUUCCCAUCACCGUUCUAGUGACUUCAUCGUAUUUCAUGUUUGUCAUAUUAGUGUUAUAUGUUCGUAAAUAUGUGUGAAACAAAAUGCUUGGCAACAUUAACAUUUUUGUCAAUUGCAUUGGCGUACAACGUCGCUUGUGCAAAAUCACCGACUGGCGUUUACACGGACAAUGGAUUCCAGACGGUCAAACAAGAUCUCAUGACGAUCGAAGAACGCAACGAGGUCGAACAAGAGAUACUGACCAUGUUUGGUGUCCCGAAGAAACCUAGGAAGUCUCCCAAAAACUUGGAAGGAUCGGCACCACAAUUUUUAUAUGACGUUUACAGGUCGUUACAACAAGACGGAGGACUACACGAAAGAAGAACGAGAAGUGUAUCAGAUAUUGGCCUUUACGAUGAUCGUACUGUUCAAGACAGUGAUGUCAUUAUAACAUUAUACCUAUCAAAUCACUCACCAAUAAGUAAUGUACGACAUGAACACGGAAAACGAAUCUUAUUCGAACUAAACGAUGUACCGUCAGAUGAAACGCAUAUGAUCACAUCUGCAGAAGUGCAUUUAUAUCAGUCUGGUAGUUCGUCUAACGGAAAGCUAUUUGCUGUUACCCUGUACCAAGUUUUAAUAACAGAAGACGGAGAAAAAGCUUUGAAGUUUGUCGACACCCAAAAUACAACCACAGACUAUGAUGGAUGGCUUCGGUUCAACGCAACUGGUGCGCUGGUGUCGUGGGCUCAUUAUCUAUACCCCAACAGAGGGUUGUACGUAUCGGUUCAUUCGCUUGACAACCAAGAUCAUGAAAUAAAACCAGAAGAAAUUGGUAUGGUAACAUGGGCCGAUAAACAUCAGUUGUCAGAAGCCAAAAAACCGUUUAUGGCAGUGUACUUAAAAUCGAGAAACGGUGGUAAUAUUGUCGGUGGACCAUCGUUUCAAAAACAUUACAGGCGACGAAGGAGGAAAACGUUCGAGAGCAGUUACAAUUCAAAUCCAUUUCAAAAUUUCGCCGAUAGUUUUCAGUCAAGGAGCUGUCAAAUACAAACAUUGUACGUCAGCUUUAGAGAUCUCGAAUGGCAGGAUUGGAUAAUUGCACCGGAUGGUUAUGGCGCAUUUUACUGUACCGGUGAAUGUAAUUUUCCACUUAACGCUCACAUGAAUGCAACUAACCAUGCGAUCGUUCAAACGCUGGUUCAUUUAAUGAGCCCGCUGAUGGUGCCGAAACCAUGUUGCGCCCCAACUAAAAUGGCACAACAAGCAGUGUUAUUUUUUCUGGAAGACAACAAUGUCAUCUUAAAGAAGUAUAAAAAUAUGAUUGUCAAGAGUUGUGGUUGCCAUUAGAGUAAGUGUAUAAAAUAGGAUUGUUUCUCACAAUGACGAAAAGAAUAUUGUCCUACAUGACUGAUAAAUGUUAAAAACUAGAAACUCGUGUACUAUAAGCGUACACAUUACCCGUUAAGAAACUAAUUAAUUGACCACUUGUAAAAACGUUCAUUACUCACAUAUUGUGUAACCAUACACUACAUAGUGCUGUUUAUUUAUACUCCAGCGUGAAUACAAUCGCCUGUUGAAAAAUCGUGUACACGGACGUUUACAAUCUCUUAUUUCCUAAGUUUAUAAUAUGUACCGUUUGUUUUAUUAGCUUGUAAUUUUAUUGCUGUACUAUUGAAUGUAUGAAAACAUGUAUGUUACAUUCUAAAAAAUGUACCGAAAAUCAACUGUAUACUACUACUUGGUUAUACGAGAAACGCAAGAAUAUAUUAUUUAUUAUUUUGGGUACAUGAUAUUGUUUCAAUUGGACGUGUCCAUUGUAAACCAAAUUAUUUUUAAUGUAACAACAAUAACCUAUUAUUGUUUGUUCAUAUUUGUCCAUUAAUAAAUUAGUUUGGUUUUUUUUUUAUUUCGCGACCAUAUUAAAAUUAUACAUUGCAAUUAUAAUUGAUAAAUUGUUUUAUUAUUUUUAUAAACUCGAUUAAAAAAACAAGGCAAAUAUGAUUAUAAUCGAUUAAUGCUCGUUAUAUGCGAUCUGAUCUUGUAACAUACAAAAUAAUAUUAUUAUAAUAUGCGAGACACAUGGAUGUGAAUUAAUUUCCUAUAAACAUUUGCACAA